Messenger RNA from Helobdella robusta, 1248 nucleotides. RefSeq lists its product as hypothetical. The record is from RefSeq and is a predicted model, not a curated record. The transcript has 7 exons. Lineage: Eukaryota; Metazoa; Annelida; Clitellata; Rhynchobdellida; Glossiphoniidae. The annotation marks the transcript as partial. Gene Ontology annotation, molecular function: transmembrane transporter activity. Gene Ontology annotation, biological process: monoatomic anion transport; transmembrane transport.
UUUGUAUGGGAAAAAAGCGUGCAAGGCCACAUACUCAGUUCAUUUUUCUACGGGUACCUUGUGUCUCUAAUUUUUGGCGGGCUACUGGCGGAACAGUUUGGCGGCAAAUGGGUGUUGGUGGGAUCGCUGGGCCUUUCCACUCUUGCUGUGCUCCUGACCCCAGUGGCCGCGCACAUCCACAUCGGGCUGCUGAUUUUCCUUAGGGUGCUCUGCGGAAUUGGUUCGGGCGUUCUGUAUGCAACCAUGCACGCAAUUUGGGACCAGUGGUCACCCAACUUUGAAACACUAUGUAGGUUACCCUACUUUAAAAGAUUAACACUAAGUGGGCUGACCUAUAUCGGUUAUCUUUUUUUUUUCCGGUUUGCUCUGCCAAUAUGGGUUUUCUCAGGGUUGGGAUUCCUUAUUUUAUAUUAUUGGUUAGUUUCGUUUUGUUGGCAAGUUUCAUUUUGUUGGUUACUUUUAAACGAUAAAGAUAAUAGACAUGAAAAUUUUUUGCGUUUAUUUUUAAACAUGUUUGCCGUCAAACUACCGUGGUCAAAAAUCUUCAAGUCCGGCCCCGUCUGGGCCAUCUUCUUUGCAAACUUCAGCACAGAUUGGGUCCUAAAUACCUACCUUACCAACAUACCCACGUUCUACAAGGAGGUCCUUUUCUUCGAUAUUAGCUCUAAUGGAUUUUUGACAGCUCUGCCAUUCCUGAGCUCGUUUCUUCCUAUGAUCAUAAUGCCAAAGAUUGCUGAAAAGUUGAAGUCGUCGGAGGUGCUCAGCACGGUGGCUACGAGAAAAAUAUUUACAUUUCUUGCCUUCCUCCUCAUCGGCCUCUCCUUCAUGGACUACACGCAGAAAGCGGUGGCUGUGUUACUCCUGGCUCUCGCUGUGUUCGUCGGUAGUUUAGUCUAUUGUGGUUGCCGGAUCAACCACACGGAUAUAGCCCCUCGAUACGCUAGCACCCUUAUGAAACUUGUUGAUUUGUUUUCAGCAUGUUCCGGAUUUUUGGCUACCACUCUUAACGCUUACGUCACGAUGGAUCAAUCCAGGGAAUCCUGGCGUAUUGUCUUUUUGAUAACAGCGGUGGUGUGCGUGGUGGGUGCAGUCCUCUACUGCGUCCUGGCGUCGGCGGAAAUCCAGCCAUGGGCACGUGAUCCGGUUAAAGUGGAUUCGGAGGGGACACAGGACAGAAUUGAGAUUUUCACGAUCUCCGGUACGUUGGUGCAACCUAACUCUCACCAGGUUCUAGGCCAGGGACAAUAA